Schizosaccharomyces osmophilus is the source of this 2031-nucleotide messenger RNA. RefSeq names its product kexin (gene krp1). The transcript has a single exon. Gene Ontology annotation, cellular component: Golgi membrane; trans-Golgi network. Gene Ontology annotation, biological process: protein processing. Lineage: Eukaryota; Fungi; Ascomycota; Schizosaccharomycetes; Schizosaccharomycetales; Schizosaccharomycetaceae. Bases 1 to 2031 code for a protein of 676 amino acids. Gene Ontology annotation, molecular function: serine-type endopeptidase activity. The record is from RefSeq and is a predicted model, not a curated record.
AUGGUCCAUUUGGAUCCUAAAUCUAAUCCAUACCUAACGGCUGAUGCAAUUGGAGCUGUUUAUGUUCGCCCUAUGCGAAAUUUAAAAAAUCAUUAUCUGUUUACCUUAAAUACAAGUAACGCUAGUAAUAAUACACUGAAAAAAAGAAAUACCGAGCUUGGCAUUUUAAAUUUCGAAGAGCAAAUCCCAAGAUGGCGAUACAAGCGUGAAGAGUCCGGAGACGCUAUAGAAUUGCUGGAGGAAUUUCGUGAUCAUUUUCAUUUAGUUGAUCCACUUUUAUCGGAUCAAUGGCACAUUCUUAAUUAUGAAAUACCUGGUCAUGACUUAAACCUGCGAGAAGUAUGGGACGCUGGUAUUUUAGGAGAUAAUGUAACGGUGGCUUUCGUUGAUGAUGGUAUAGAUUUUCGUCAUCCAGAUCUGCAAGCAGCUUACUCUUCUCUUGGCUCUUGGGAUUUCAAUGAUAAUAUGGCUGACCCGUUACCAAAAUUAUCUGAUGACCUGCAUGGUACGCGGUGUGCAGGAGAAGUCGCAGGUGCUUGGAAUGAUGUUUGUGGUGUAGGAAUUGCACCAAAAGCCAAAGUAGCUGGUUUGCGCAUUCUCUCGGCUCCCAUUAAUGAUGUGGUUGAGUCAGAAGCGUUAAAUUACGGGUUUCAGACGAAUCACAUAUAUUCAUGUUCAUGGGGUCCUGCGGAUGAUGGAAGAGCCAUGGAAGCACCUCGUUUGGCUACAAGGCGUGCGCUUAUAAACGGUAUCAUUAAUGGAAGAAAUGGUCUGGGCUCUGUGUUUGUCUUCGCCUCCGGAAAUGGUGGUCAUUAUCGUGACAACUGUAAUUUUGAUGGUUAUACGAAUAGUAUAUUCAGUAUCACUGUGGGUGCUGUUGAUAUGGAGCAUCAAGUUCCUUUUUAUAGUGAAACAUGUGCUGCCCAACUCAUUUCUGCAUAUAGCAGCGGUUCUCGCCGCUCAAUUGCGACGACAAAUCCAGAGGGAACUUGUACCAAAAGUCAUGGUGGAACGUCUGCGGCUGCUCCGCUUGCUUCAGCAGUUUAUGCUUUGGCGUUAUCAAUUCGACCAGAUUUGACUUGGAGAGAUAUACAGCAUAUUACUGUGCAUUCAGCAGUCCCAUUUGAUGUUUCUCCUGAUUUCGAAUGGACAAAGACUCCUGCUGGAUUUCAAUUUUCCCAUAAUUUUGGUUUUGGAAAGCUCGAUGCAAAACGAUUUAUUGACAUUGCAAGCGAAUGGCAGCUUGUGAAUCCUCAAACCUGGGUUAUAAGUCCAUUUAUUACGGUCAACAAGCCCAUAAAUAAAGCUGAAAACUCAUCCGACAGUGAGUUGAUUAGUGAGUACUCAGUAACUGAAGAAAUGCUUGAAAAAAGCAAUAUCAAAGGUUUGGAACAGAUUACCGUUAAAGUUUCAAUUCCAUUCACCUGCAGAGGUGCAAUGACAAUUGAACUGGAAAGUCCUGCUGGUAUUCGGUCCAUGCUGGCUACUCUUCGUCCUUACGAUCAGAAUAACGAAGGAUUUCCUGAAUGGACGUUUAUGACUGUUCAGCAUUGGUCAGAACCCAUCUUGGGCAAUUGGAAGCUAAUCGUCCGUGAUCACAGCAAUGGCUGUUCCGGACGUUUCAAUUAUUGGCAAUUGGCAUUUUGGGGUGAAUCUCAAGAUCCCUCUUUGACUAUACCUAUCCCGUAUGACACGUUAAGUCUUCCCCCAGAAGGUGCGCUAGGUACGUUUACAGAGAAACAGUUAAACACAACGACUACUGAAUCUGUCCCGUCAUCCACUUCCUUUACUUCCCAAACAGUCUUUCCUACUUCUAUUUCUACUUCCACCAGCUCAAGACCUGUCACUAUUCCAUCUUUCACCCCUUCUGUACCAUUCGUUUUGGAAACAUCCUAUAGAGAGAUGCUUGCUUUCACAAUGUUUUUCCUUCUACUUGCAUUUGUCUUAUGUUCCGUAAUAUGGGUUUGGAUUUGUUCAUUUUUUAAUAUGGCCCCGGUUCCAAUGCCUACUCAAGAAAUACCAGUCGUCUAA